GCGGCCGGCCGGAGCGGCUGCUGACUGGCGAGGAGGAAGUGGAGACAGGAGACGUGGAAGAAACCUGCCGCCUCGUAUCAGACGGUGGAAAAGGAGCGGGGAUUUUCUUCUUGUUGUAGCGGCGGGAGCCGUCGCGGAAGGUGGCAGCAUGAAUGUUGGAGUAGCCCACAGUGAGAUGAAUCCCAACACGCGAGUGAUGAACAGCCGAGGCAUUUGGUUAGCUUACAUCAUUUCUGUGGCUGUGCUCCAUAUCAUCUUUCUUAGCAUUCCCUUCUUCAGUGUCCCUGUGGUCUGGACUCUAACUAAUGUUAUCCAUAACCUGGUGAUGUAUUGGUUUCUCCAUACAGUGAAAGGGACUCCCUUUGAAACGCCUGACCAGGGCAAGGAUCGCUUACUCACACAUUGGGAGCAGAUAGACUAUGGCACACAAUGGACAUCCUCCCGCAAAUUCUUAAGCAUUUCCCCAAUCAUCCUGUACAUUUUAACCAGCUUUUAUACAAAAUAUGACCCUGUGCACUUCGUAAUCAACACCACUUCACUCCUAAGCGUCCUCUUGCCCAAAUUACCCCUGUUCCAUGGGGUCCGUCUCUUCGGUAUCAACCAGUAUUGAAGUGGAAGGGAUCUUGGCACUGCUGACACGUUAUUCUUCCAAAGGAAAACUUUUGCCAAGAAAGUGUGGGCAAAGCUGUGGUUGCAUCACCUCGGACUCUCUGGAACCAGGUUUUGCUGGGUGAGGCAGGCCGAGUUGCCACUGGUCAAAUGACUGAGCUGUAUGGAGCAUUCUUCGGUAUUUCUGGCAAGGAAAUCUAAGCCAUUUUUUCUUGUGGCUAGUCUAUACUAGGGGUGGAAUUCUCUGGAGGAAUGAAACAAUAGUUGAGUGGCCAUGCGAACGUGAGUUCUCUAGCUCUCCUGUGUAAAAAAAUUCCUGCUUUUGUCCUUAGUGGUGGGGGACUGGGAUCCCUUGUCUUUCUUCAAAUGUGGUUGUGCUGUUAUAAAUUUCCAGAGUUUUCCCACUCAGGAAAGUGAAUUAGCCUGCUGUGUCAGGUCUCAUACUUAUGGUUCUAAGCUGUGCAGAUAAUAUAUUUUGUAAAUACUCAUGUGGUAUGAACGUAUUAGCAUAACUUUGUUCAUUCCGGUUGAAUGCAAGGUAUGGAGUACUCCCUUUUGCCCUGCCCCUCUACUCCCUCCCCCUUUAAAGUAGGUUUUCUGGUUAUAAAAGGACAAUGUAACACAACAUUGAAGUUGGCAGAUGCAAAUUAAAUUAUACAUUUAGUCAGUGUUCUGUACUGCUUUUGUUCUUUUAUCAACCCUGCUUAUAUCAGCUCCAUGAAGUUGUCAACAUAAAAAGCUAAAAACAUGGGCAUUUAAUCUGUGUAUGAACCUUAUUUGUUGUUAGUUUCUAUCAUAGUUCCCCAGUUUGUUUAAAAAGUACUAG
Pseudonaja textilis is the source of this 1435-nucleotide messenger RNA. RefSeq names its product ORMDL sphingolipid biosynthesis regulator 2 (gene ORMDL2). The record is from RefSeq and is a predicted model, not a curated record. Gene Ontology annotation, cellular component: endoplasmic reticulum membrane. NCBI's taxonomy places the organism in Eukaryota, Metazoa, Chordata, Lepidosauria, Squamata, Elapidae.